CCAUCUACAUUAACGAGAAAGGUUGUAAAUAUUUCGAAUCCUUUCAAAUCUCUGAAGGAGAGGCUCUUUUUGUUAUCAUGUCACUAUAAAAACGCACCUCCUUCAAGAAUUAGCAACACUUUUCAUCGAUACAUCCUACCAGAUGGUCCUGGUUGAAUCGUGCUAUGAUGGAAGGCUACACUAUUCUCUCGCUUCUUCUCUGCCUCGGUGUGGCAAGCGCCUACUCAAAUUAUGAUGUGCGACUUGCCGGGACAGGUAGCAACGCGGCGAAUGGACGGGUAGAGAUGUUCUACGAUGGAGCAUGGGGAACAGUUUGCAACGAUUACUGGGGUAUGAAUGACGCUUCGGUGGUCUGCAAACAGUUGGGCUUCUCUGAAGGUGCUUCUGCCGCUAUAAGAUCGCCCUCACCAUUCGGCGCAGGCUCAGGACGAGUCUUACUCAGCACGGUGGCAUGUACCGGCAGGGAGAAUCUACUCUACGACUGUAAUGCGAAAAAACUCGAUGCAGCAGUUAAUUGCGACCAUAACAGGGAUGCAGCAGUGAGAUGCAGAGGCACUCAAACGGCAGUUUAUCGAGAAGGAGCGUUGCGACUUGCCGGAUCAGGUAGCUCCGCCAAUCAAGGUCGAGUCGAGGUCUAUGCCAAUAAACAAUGGGGAACAGUGUGCGACGAUUAUUGGGGGCAGAACGACGCUAAUGUAGUGUGCAGACAAUUGGGCUUCAUUGGAGCUUCUGGCUUCAAGAGAAAGGCCGAGACGUUCGGCCAAGGCACAGGUGCUAUCCUUCUGGACAAUGUGAACUGUGUAGGCAACGAAGCUUCAAUCGUGGAUUGCCCGAUGAACGAUAUCGGGGAUGAAGAUUGCACUCACUCUGAGGAUGCUGGAGUGAUAUGUCGCGUGCCGGUGCGACUUGCCGGAUCAGGUAGCUCCGCCAAUCAAGGUCGAGUUGAGGUCUAUGCCGAAGGGCAAUGGGGAACAGUGUGCGACGAUCAUUGGGGGCAGGAAGAUGCUAAUGUAGUGUGCAGGCAGUUGGGCUUCCCUGGAGCUUCUGACUUCACGAGAAUGGCCGAGACGUUCGGCGAAGGCACAGGUGCUAUCCUUCUGGACAAUGUGAACUGUGUAGGCAACGAAGCUUCAAUCGUGGAUUGCCGGAUGAACGAUAUCGGGGAUGAAGAUUGCACUCACUCUGAGGAUGCUGGAGUGAUAUGUCGCGCCAUCCGGGUUGCAGGUGCCAAAAAGAUCGAGGGAUUAGGGUGGGGCAUAGUCGAGGUCUACCGCGAUGGGCAAUGGGGAACAGUGUGUGGCGUUGGAUUUACCGAAAUGGAUACUAAUGUCGCCUGCCGGCAGCUGGGCUUCCCUACCCCUUCCUCUUACUACUUUAGGCAUGACCAAAUGAAGUUCUUUGGCGCUGGAACUGGACCGAUUUCGCUCACUGGUGUUACUUGUCAGGGCGACGAGGCAUCAAUCAUGGACUGUGAUUUAAGUUCCACCGCUAUGGCUGCCUGUACCCACGCAGUAGACGCCGAGGUCUUGUGUAAACCAGCUACUAGAAAGCGCGAAGGGGAGGAUAUGGAGACUAUUCACAAAAUACAAGAACAGUUGUCUGCUGCAGAAGUAUCCGUUGCCCAAGAGGAGAAGAAAGAUGUCCUCCAGGCUGAUCUAACGAUUGCUGCUGCACCAGUAUCCGAUGGCAAAAAUGAUGAAGACUUGAAGGAGAAAGAUGUCCUCCAGGCUCUAUCAGAUCUCCUGGCCGAACUCAAGGACAAAUAGAUGAUAUAAGGCAGCGGACACACUGAACUUGGGGCGGACUGGGAGCUAAGAUAUAUAGAGGCUUUUUUCUGCACGUUCGCUCGGCCGUUUAUUCAUUCACGGUUGGGUGAUG
Messenger RNA from Strongylocentrotus purpuratus (purple sea urchin), 1878 nucleotides. RefSeq names its product neurotrypsin. Gene Ontology annotation, cellular component: membrane. Bases 165 to 1766 code for a protein of 533 amino acids. The record is from RefSeq and is a predicted model, not a curated record. NCBI's taxonomy places the organism in Eukaryota, Metazoa, Echinodermata, Echinoidea, Camarodonta, Strongylocentrotidae. The transcript has 10 exons.